Mytilinidion resinicola is the source of this 912-nucleotide messenger RNA. RefSeq lists its product as uncharacterized. The transcript has a single exon. Bases 208 to 693 code for a protein of 161 amino acids. The record is from RefSeq and is a predicted model, not a curated record. NCBI's taxonomy places the organism in Eukaryota, Fungi, Ascomycota, Dothideomycetes, Mytilinidiales, Mytilinidiaceae.
CUACUAUAUCCUGUUAUGUGACAACAGACGCUCAUCACCACAGGAUAAAGGCAGUCAUCCCUUCUGUCCUCGCAAACACCAUCAAAGCAACUCAAAACACCCACAUCCACCACUUCUCUACAGCCAGCUUCCACCUGCAGUCACCAUGCAGCCCUCAACCCUCCUCGCCGGCCUUCUCCUCUCCCUCAGCACCCUCAUCUCCGCCGAAUGGGGCCUCCGCAGCCCCUUCCCGACCGCCACCACCGUGCCCGUCGAACCUGCCAAGAAGCUCUCCCAGGUCUUCCACGCCAUGUACACCUACGAGACCCACCUCACCGCCGACCCCAAGUACGCCUCUGUCACCGAGGUCGUGCACGACUACCUCGCCACCGCGACCGAUGUCCCCGCGGCUGUUACCGAGACCGGCACGACGACUAUGUAUACGACGGUGCCGAAGUGGUUCACGGGCUUGCCCGGCGAUGUGCAGCAGUACUUCGUCAGUGUUGCCGAGGUGAAGGCCAGUAUCGCCAACAGUGUGUGGGAGGCGGCGGCGCCGAGGGCGACGCCGGCGGCUGGAGGCAGGGGCGUGUCAGGCGCGGCGGGUGUUGCGGCGGUGGGCGCGGUGGGUGCGAUGCUUCUUUGAGGGGCUGCGAUGCCUCUUUGAGGGGGUACGAUGCUUCUCUGAGGGUGUUGCAAUGGUGGGAUCCGCUCUGACGUUCUUGCCCAGCUGAGGACGGUUUCGGCUACAGAUUCAGGCGGGUCGGGCUCUAUUGAGUAACGCGUUUAUGUCUUCUUCUCUUGCUUUUCGCUGUCGUUAGGCUCUACGCAAUAACGAGCUCAUGUCCUCGUCUCUUGCUUUUCGCGGUCGUUGUCGCCGUCUUUCGUGACUGUGAACUGAGGUGCUACGUUUGCAUGGCUAAUUGAAAGUUGAUG